UCAUAUUCUCUAUCAUCCCUUAUACGCCACCUUUAUGGUUCUUUAUGCAAAGAAGCAUAGAUUUUCCAAUUCUCCCACGGGUAAUACAUUAUAUGUAAAGGGCAACAAAUUGGAGAAGAAGAAAGCAACGAAGGGAAAAGAAGAAAGAAACGGUACCGAGCGUGUUAUUUAUUACUCCGACACCUAAGGCUGAAGAACUUGAUCUACGGACCAGAACAUAGAUUGAGGUGUACACCGUCAUCUCUACCUCGGUAUUUUCCCAGCUUGCAUGUCCGGAAGGUCCCUACAGACUCUUGUACUCCCUCUCUCUCCUUUGAGCUUCACAGUCACACCAGCCAUUUUCCAGAGCAGAGUGGUGAUCUUUACAUUGAUUUCUUUCUUAUUCUUUUCAUUAUAAACACAAAUUCAAUGAAUUAGAGGAAGAAGAAGAGCCCAGAUUUUCUUAAGAUGGGGAAUCGGGAUGAUGAAGAAUUUUAUCGCAACCUCUCACGCAAAGAGCUCCAAGGUUUGUGCAAGAAACAUGGCCUUCCUGCAAAGAUGACAAAUUCUCAGUUGACCUAUUCAUUGCUCUCUUAUUUCCGGUCAAAUGAGAAGAGUGUUCAUUCACUACCCUCAGGGGAAUGGUGCAAUGGAUCUAUGGAUGUUUUCCCUCCUACAUCAUCUGUACCGCAAUUGGAAGCUGUAGGAGAAAUCUGCAGAGGAAUGUGCAAAAGAGGAUUGCGAACAUCUAAUGCUGAUAGCUUUGGACCUUCCCAUUUUUCCAAAGAGGACACUUCUGAAGAUUUGAAUUCUCGAACUCUCAACUACAGUGGAAUGUGUAGUCAUAAAAAUGCUCAUAUGUCUCCUAAGGCUUCAGGUGCAACUGUGAGUAUGGUUCUCAAUAAACCUUCCAUCAAUGGAGCUAAAGAAGGUUAUGGGUGCUCUGCUUAUGAGCUGCAAGAGAUUACAACUAUAUCACGUUUUGGCUCUCAACAUGGCUUGGCUAGUUUUAACGCUGAAAAUUUUGAGUCUCAGAGACCUGCAGAGACAAGAAACUCGGAUAAGAAUUCGAAAGAUUCCACCACCAUUGGUGGGGCAGGCAAUUCACGAAAAAUGCAUUAUAGAAGCCCAACUUCUACUGUGUUUUCUACAGAGAAUGGCCUUCCCCCCAAUGAGUCUUCUAUAAAAGCACCUCCUUUUGAGUUGUUUGUCAGUUCUGAAGAAGGAAUUAAUCUUUACGUUGAUUUAAAUUCAAGUCCAUCAGACUGGGUUGAGGGCUUCACAACUGAGGUCUGUAUCUUCCAGGAAGUUAAAAACAUUGCAGUUGGUGAUGAGAAAAUGAAAAUCUCAUCACUUUCGAGUAAAGAGUCAGGACUCCAAACAAAAGGUGACCCUGGAUGUCCCAGAUCCUCCCUGAGUUCAGCUGUGACAAAUGAGCACUCUUUGCAGGAUCCUCAUUACUCAGAUAUAACUGGUGAAACACUAAGGUCCUGUACAACAAUACCAUGCAGAACUCCUCUAGAAAUAUUAGGGGUUUCAGAGAAUGAUGAUCCAGUACUUACAUCCAUAUCCAGACCUAAUUCUGAUGUACAGAUGCAAAUGGUUUCUGGUACAGAAACCUGUGUUAGAGAAGGGGAAAUGACAUGUCUUGAUUUGGAGGUCCUUGAUACUUCCCAGGUAAAAUCGGCCUCUAACUCUGUUUUGGAUACGAAGUUGGACGGACUAAACUGCCCUGAUUCUAUGAAGCAUCAGAAUUCAAUGUUUUGUAGCACUUGUACUGAAAAUUCUGCAAGACACAGCUCAGGGACUUGUAAUGUUUUCCAAGAUAGGGGUCUUCCAGUAUCUAGCGAAAUCUGUGAGGUUUCAGUCCCGUCCAAUACUGCCAGUUUUGAAAAUCCUAGUGAGGUCUGUCCUGGAUUCUCAACAAGUGUUUCUAUAGAGAUGCAGAUGUCAGAAGUUGGAAGUCAAUGUAAGAACGUGAUAAACUCCUUUUGCCAGAACUGUGGUCUAGUUAAUUUUGAUGAUCUGAUGCGCAGUACACAACUUGAAAAUGGAGAAUCUGCAAAUUGUGAGCAUGAUCAGAACACCUGUAGGAACCCUCCAACUGCAUAUACUGAAACAUGGGAAAGAAGCAGCACCAUAAAUGAUAGAGAGAGCUCCGAAUGCUCACAGAUAGACAACACAUCAGAAAGGAACUGUAAGAGGUCACAUGGUAACAAAUAUUGUGAUGGUCUUCAGAGUAAGAGACUGCAAACUAGUAGUGUGGAUCAAAAUGGGUGCACCAAACCUACUGGAAAGAAUAUAAAAAGUUCAAUGCAAACGGCAAGAGAAAUUCCUAGCCCUAGUAGGAGAUCAUUGCGGCUAGUCUUAAAGUGAAUUCAAGUUAAAGUCAGAAGUAGGACAAGGUAGGCCAGUUUCACAUCACAUUCUCUGAUGGUGCACAUUCGAGAGCAAAGAGGCUCUAUGACAUGUAGAUGCGAUAGUCAGUAUUGUAAGCUGAAGGUGGAGGCAAGGUGACCACAUAAUACUGAGAUGCAUUAAUUUAGAUGUUCAAGUUGACUGAGGAGACCAUUAUACUUAUAAUAUUGAGAUGCAGCAGGAUACCCCAAAAUUUAAAGGUAGAUUUCAUCUCGGGACGUAUGCCGUUAAUAACUUUAGCCUUUGGGGUCCUUAUGACAAUAUUCUUUCAUUCCUUUCUGGUAUCUCAAAAGUCCAUUAAACCAGCUUUCUAACUUAUGGAGUUCUGGUCGAAUUGUUCCAUAUAUUUGUUUAUUUUGUUGUGGAAUUACUUUGCCAUAGGAUUUCAGCAUGUUUUCUUCCCAAAAAACGGGAAAGGAAAAAAAAUUUGCAGUGUGGAAGUUUAAAUA
Molecule: messenger RNA, 2846 nt
Organism: Macadamia integrifolia
Lineage: Eukaryota; Viridiplantae; Streptophyta; Magnoliopsida; Proteales; Proteaceae
Exons: 10
Coding region: 448-2355 (635 amino acids)
Source: RefSeq, a predicted model, not a curated record